AUGAUAGCGACGGCCAGUGAGGUUUGUCGACUGAAUGGGCUGGUCACCUUUGCCAGAGGCAAGUUUAAGGCCCGUGUGGUGUUCCACCACGAGCAACAAACGCCACACAGCAUCUGGCGACCACGGGCGUGCACUGUCUGGCCUAGGCCGAGGGCUGUCUAUGCGGCUGGCAGCCGCUCAUUGCGCACUACGCUGUGGACGGCGUCGAUGACACCUAAUUUUGCAUUUAUGUUCCUGAUCGCGACGACUAACGACUUUGACCGGCCGACCGAGGACACACACGUCUUUGAUCUGUUUGCAACGGACACGCUGGGGCAGAUGAGGAAGGCUUGGUCGGUGGAGCGGGUGGAAUGA
Molecule: messenger RNA, 354 nt
Organism: Sporothrix brasiliensis 5110
Lineage: Eukaryota; Fungi; Ascomycota; Sordariomycetes; Ophiostomatales; Ophiostomataceae
Exons: 2
Coding region: 1-354 (117 amino acids)
Source: RefSeq, a predicted model, not a curated record